AUGGCACCAGGGACUGAGGCCGUCAGCGCGUCUGACGGGGACACAUUGGCACAAAAGAACGCCAAACAUUUCGACAAUAUUGCGCCCGGCCCAUGGCCGCAAUGGGUGCUGGAUCUGCACAAACAAAUCACGGAUUUUCUAGUAUCUCCCGAUUUCUCGACCUGGGCAGGCCUGCCACCCUCGGAUAUCGAACGACGCAUGCUCGACUACGCCUGCGGGGACGGGCUCAUAUCCAAGGCACUAAAGCCGCUGUUCUCUUCCGCCAUCGGUGUCGAUGUCUCGUCCAGUAUGCUUGAGAAGUAUCGAUCCACAGCAUCCAGUCUUGGGCUGAAACUACAUGAAAUGAUGUGUGUGCGUGGUGAUUUGAUCACUGACGAUGCCGGUCCGACGGAACCUCCACUGAAUGAGGAGGAACUGCAUAACUUUGAUCUGGUCGCCAUCAGCAUGGCGCUACACCAUGUCCAGGACCCGACGUCUGCGAUGCAAAAGCUUGCUUGCCGUCUCAAGUCGGGUGGUAAGCUAUUGGUGAUUGACUGGGCCCCUGUCGAUGGUAGCACAGCGGCGCAAAGGGAAUACCAGGCCGAAGUGAAGCGGAGUGGUGACAAGGAGCGGAUCGAAGAAGCUUUGAGGACACACGCCGCUCGUCACACCGUGGGCAAGCCAGAAGGUUUCACACGGCAAGAGAUGGAAGAGUUGUUUCGAUCCGCUGGCUGUUGCGACGUCAAGUGGGUGCUGGCGGACAGAUUGAGUCCCGUGCCAGUGGUACAGAAGGCCAAGGGGCAGUUAUACUGGGCUAUCGCGACAAAAUCUUGA
Molecule: messenger RNA, 813 nt
Organism: Thyridium curvatum
Lineage: Eukaryota; Fungi; Ascomycota; Sordariomycetes; Thyridiales; Thyridiaceae
Exons: 2
Coding region: 1-813 (270 amino acids)
Source: RefSeq, a predicted model, not a curated record